Molecule: messenger RNA, 1896 nt
Organism: Alternaria postmessia
Lineage: Eukaryota; Fungi; Ascomycota; Dothideomycetes; Pleosporales; Pleosporaceae
Exons: 3
Coding region: 1-1896 (631 amino acids)
Biological process (GO): transmembrane transport; carbohydrate transport
Cellular component (GO): membrane
Molecular function (GO): carbohydrate:proton symporter activity
Source: RefSeq, a predicted model, not a curated record
AUGGAUCACCGCCACAAGAGGGAUAUAUAUACUUCGCAUACGGAGCGUAGUAGCUCGACACAGAUUCGCCAAGUGCAGAAUGUUGCUUUUGCCGAUGCAACGGCCAAGGCUAAUGUUAGGCCAUGGACAAAGGCUAUGUUCAAGCUGUAUCUCUGCCUCUUCAUCGCCACACUAAACUCUUGCAUCAAUGGAUACGAUGGAUCGCUCAUGGGAGCCAUCAACAGUUACCCUCAAUACCGAGCGUAUUUCGGCUUCGACACCCACGAAGGAACCCCCACUACUGGAAUUGUCUACGCCAUAUACACCAUCGGAAACCUUGUCGGAUCAUUCGUCGCUGGUCCGGCUACAGAUUUCAGGGGAAGAAAAUGGGGAAUGUGCAUUGGUACUUCGAUCAUCAUUCUGGGUGCCUGCAUUCAAGCAACAUGUGUCAACCUUGGUGGUUUCAUGGGUGGUCGCUUCGUCCUCGGUUUCGGCGUCGCCAUCACGUCGACUGCCGGUCCUGCCUACGUAUCUGAGAUGGCACAUCCAUCGUACCGCGGCGUCUGCACAGGUAUCUUCAACACCUUCUGGUACGUCGGCGGUAUCCCAGGCUCGUUCGUCCCAUACGGGACCAGCAAUAUUCCCGGCACGUCGUCCUGGCGUAUCCCGCUAUGGCUCCAGAUGAUCUUCGCCGGCACAGUCUUUGUCUGCUCGCCGUUCUUGCCAGAAACUCCUCGAUGGCUCAUCGCCAACGACAGACAUGAAGAAGCGCUCGACACCAUGGCGCGCUUCCAUGGUGAAGGGAAUCGCGACUCACCCAUCGUCAAACUGGAAUACAAGGAGAUGGUCGAAGACAUUAGCGUCACAGGCUCCGAUAAACGCUGGUGGGACUACCGCGAGCUCUUCAACUCACGCGAAGCCCGCUACAGAACCAGUCUUGUCGUUUGCAUGGCGUUCUUUGGUCAAUGGUCUGGAAACGGGCCUGUGUCUUACUACUACCCUACCAUGCUCCAAGGCGCUGGUAUCAACAACAAUCACACUCGGCUCCUAUACAACGGCAUGCAAAACGUUGUUUCCUUUGCCGGCGCAAUAUUCGGUGCUGUCUAUACAGAUUCCUGGGGCCGACGCCCUCAGCUCCUUGUCUCGACCGCGCUGCUCGUUGGCGUGUUUACCAUUGUCUGCGCACUCGUUGCUACGAAUCUUCAAACGGGACCGGAUGGGAAAUACAUAUACGAUGUAGAGACCGGCACGCCUUUGAUCAAACGACCUGGACAGGCGAGAGCGGUGAUUGCGUUUGUCUUCAUCUGCGGAUUCAUUUACUCGACGGGGUACACGCCGCUGCAGCAGUUAUAUCCCGUGGAGUGUCUGCGGUACGAGAGUAGAGCAAAGGGAAUGGCGUUCUACAACUUCUGGGUCAACAUUGCCAAUUUUUACAAUACUUUCGUUACAGGCAUCGCGUUUUCGAAGGCCGGGUGGAAGUACUACUUCUUAUUCAUAUUCUGGGACAUGUUCGAAUUCGUUAUUAUUUACUUCUUCUUCGUCGAAACUCGGCGCCGCACCCUCGAGGAGAUCAGCGACAUCUUCAACGCAAAGAAACCCGUCCAACAUUCUUUGAACAAAACACGCAUCAUCGUGCACGGGAACGGGAGAGGAGUAACAGAGAUGUUGGAUAAAGAGGAGAUGGUCAUGGAGAGAGAUUUUGGUGUCGACACGGAUCUGCCAAGAGGACGAAAUGGAGAGAGGAGAACGAGGGAUUCGGCAGGUAGUGAGGGUAGACUUGUGAGCCAAGAGUCUGUGAGGGAAAGUCUGAGGGAUAGGGUCAUGGAUCCGGGGAGAGGGAGUGCGGAGACUGAAGGGAGAGGGUAUGGAAGGUAUGAAACGAGUGGUUGGGAGGAGGACAGUGCAAAGAGGUAUUAG